This is a messenger RNA of Phytophthora sojae, 876 nucleotides long. RefSeq lists its product as hypothetical. The transcript has a single exon. The record is from RefSeq and is a predicted model, not a curated record. Gene Ontology annotation, cellular component: membrane. Gene Ontology annotation, biological process: carbohydrate transport. The annotation marks the transcript as partial. Gene Ontology annotation, molecular function: sugar transmembrane transporter activity. Lineage: Eukaryota; Oomycota; Peronosporomycetes; Peronosporales; Peronosporaceae.
GCCAUGACGCUGGCCUUCGAGUUGCUGCGCGUGCUGGCCACGUGCUCGUCCGUGGUGCUCUACGUGUCUCCGUGGCCCGACUUCCAGCGCAUCCAGCGGCGCGGCUCGCCCGGGGACACGUCGCUACUGCCCGUGGUCAUGCUCUUCUGCAACGCGUGGAUGUGGUGCGUCUACGGCUGCGUGGCCCAGAGCAUCUUCCCGCUCGUGGUUGUCAACGCGUUCGGCGUGGCCACGAGCGUCUUCUUCUCCGUCGUCUACGUGCGCUGCAGCUCCGCGGACCAGCGGCAGUACGCGUGCCAGCUCUGGAUCUGCGCGGGGCUCGCCAUGGCGCUGGCCACCGCAUACGGCAUCUUCGGCGUGCAGGGCGUCACUAACCAGCUGCCGGCCCAAGUCGCAGCCACGCUCGGAGUCGUGUGCGUCACGGCCAACAUCUGUCUGUUCGCGUCGCCGCUGGAGACCAUGGGCAAGGUCGUCCGCCUCAAGUCGGCGGCGUCGAUGCCCAUCGCGCUGUGCGUGGCCAACCUCACGUCGGGCGCGCUCUGGUCCACGCUGGCCAUCGCCCAGAACGACAUGUUCGUGCUGGCGCCCAAUGCGCUGGGCACGAUGCUGAGUCUGGUGCAGGUGGGGCUCUACCUCGCGUACCCGCCGCUGCCCGACGCGGACGUGGGGGUUCUGCGCUCCGAGCGCGCGCGGCCGCUACCGGUCAUCACGACCGCCUCCGAGCGCGACGAGCUCAGUGUGAAGGUCGCAGUGCAAGGGCCCGUGUUCCUGCCGGAACCGACGUCGUUGACGCCUCUCGUGGCGGGACGAGGUGAGGCCAGGUCGCUGCUGCCGGAGACCUACGGAUCCAAGGGUGUGCAGGUGACGGCUGCCUGA